AUGGCUGCAUUUCUUUUAACAACAAAUCGUAAUCGUGUAUUUCAAGCUGCUAUAAUUUCUUUGCCAAUUUUAAGUAUGGGACGUUUUACACAAUGUCGUGCAGCAAAAUAUCAUGAACGUAAAGCAACAAUACUUGUAUCAAAAAUGAUACGUACUAAACUAUUAACUGAUGGUACAGCUAAACAAGCAGAAUUUGAACGUUUAUUUGCAAAAUCUAAAGUCAAAUUAGCUGAAUUCGAACGUCAACUUGAUGAAAUUAUACCUAAACAACAAACUAGAGAAACUUAA
This is a messenger RNA of Rotaria sordida, 288 nucleotides long. The record is from the annotation of a GenBank genome assembly. Lineage: Eukaryota; Metazoa; Rotifera; Eurotatoria; Philodinida; Philodinidae.